UUCUCAGCACCAGCGAUGACGCGCUCAACACGGGCGGGUGACGUCAUCUCUGAGCGACGGGCUGCUCCAGCGUGUGCAGUGUGUGUGCAGUGUGUGUGUGUGUUUACAGAGGAUCAGAACUGAGCUGUGGCGUGUUACUGAGAGAGAUGGAUCUGCAGGUGUCUGUGGUUCUGCAGGUUCUGUCUCAGGCAAGCAGUCAGGACUCGGCUCUGCUCAAACCUGCAGAGGAACAACUGAGACACUGGGAGAACCAACCAGGGUUCUACUCCAUACUACAGAGUAUCUUUAAUAACCAUGUGUUGGAUGUGAACGUGCGCUGGCUCGCUGUGCUCUACUUCAAAAACGGCAUCGACCGCUACUGGAGGAGGGGCGCCCCGAAUGCUAUCUCAGAAGAGGAGAAAUCAUCUCUGCGUGCAGGACUCAUCACCAACUUCAAUGAGCCUGUCCAUCAGAUAGCGACUCAGAUCGCAGUGUUGAUAGCGAAGGUGGCGAGGUUGGACUGUCCCCGUCAGUGGCCUGAACUCGUCCCCGUGCUGCUGGAGGCCGUUAAACACCCAGACGAGCUCCAUCAGCACCGAGCGCUGCUCACACUCACACACGUCAUCAAAACACUCGCCUCCAAACGCCUCAGUGCCGACCGAGCUCUGUUCCAACACUUGGCCUCCAGCAUCUACAGCUUCGCCUGCUCUCUGUGGAAUCAUCACACAGACAUGUUUCUGCUGAAGAUACAGACUGGAGAACCACACACAGCACUCAGUGCGCUCGAACACACACUGCUGUCUCUGAAGGUGCUGCGUAAGCUGACGGUUAAUGGAUUUGUGGAACCUCAUCAGAACAUGGAGGUGAUGGGUUUUCUCGGUGCGGUGUUCGACAGGUUACGGCAGUUCUUAAAAUGCUGUGGUCAUGUGGGUGCAGCUCACGCCUGCAGAGAGAAACUGGAGAAGAUCAUCAUCCUCUACACUAAAGUCUUCCUGGACUUCCUGGAGACACACCCGCACUCGUUUAUCCCCCUGAUCCAGCGCUCGCUCGAGUUCUCCGUCUCCUUCGUGUUCACUGAGCAGGGCGACGGCCUCGUGUUCGAGCGCUUCAUCGUCCAGUGCAUGAACCUCAUCAAGAUGAUCAUCAAGAACGACGCGUACAGACCGGCGAAGAACGUCGAGGACAGUAAAGCGGAGAGUCUGGAGGCACACAGGAUUAAAUCGGCUUUCUUCACACACUCGACUCUGACUGAGAUCUGUAAAAGACUCGUCUCCAAAUACUUCCUGUUAACGCAGGAAGAGCUCACCAUGUGGGAGGAAGAUCCCGAGAGCUUCGCUGUUGAGGAGACUGGAGGUGAUUCAUGGAAAUACAGUUUGCGGCCAUGUACAGAGGUUUUAUUCCUGGACCUUUUCCACAACUACAGUCAGACUCUGACUCCGGUGCUGCUGGAAAUGGUACACACACUACAGGGUCUCAGUAAUGUUGAUGAUCCAGUGCAGAUGCUGAUGAAGGAUUCAGUGUAUAAUGCGGUGGGAUUGGCGGCGUACGAGCUGUUCGACAGCGUUGAUUUUGAUCAGUGGUUUAAGAAUCAGCUGCUGAUGGAACUUCAGUUUAACCACAGCAGGUAUAAGGUGAUCAGGAGGCGGGUGAUCUGGUUGGUUGGUCAGUGGAUCUCUGUGAAGUUUAAGCCGGAGUUACGUCCCCUGCUUUAUGAAAUCAUCCUCAGCCUCCUGCAGGACCCGGAUCUCGUGGUUCGUAUUGAGACUGCGACAACACUGAAGCUCACUGUUGAUGAUUUUGAGUUCAGAACAGAGCAGUUCCUUCCAUAUGUGGAGUCGAUCUUCGCUCUGUUGUUCCAGUUGUUACAGCAGGUGACUGAGUGUGACAGUAAAAUGCAAAUCCUCCACGUCAUCUCCUGCGUUAUAGAGAGAGUGAGCAUGCAGAUCCGUCCCUACAUAGGUUGCCUAGUUCAGUACCUCCCUCUACUGUGGAAACAGUCUGAAGAACACAACAUGCUGCGCUGCGCUAUCCUCACUACACUCAUCCACCUCGUAAAGGGCCUGGGGGCGGAGAGCAGGAACCUGUAUCCAUUUCUACUGCCUGUCAUUCAGCUGAGCACCGACGUGUCCCAACCACCACACGUCUACCUGCUGGAGGAUGGCCUGGAGCUGUGGUUGGUGACAUUAGAGAACAGUCCCGCUUUAACUCCUGAGCUGCUCAGAAUCUUCCAGAACAUGUCGGCCCUGCUCGAGAUGAGUACAGAGAAUGUGCGGACGUGUUUUCAGAUCAUCAACUCAUACAUGUACCUCUCAGCUACUGACUUCUUGCAGAGUUACGGUGAAGCUCUGUGCAGGUCUUUCUGUGAAUUCCUCAAGGACAUUACAGCCGAGGGACAAGUGCAAGUGCUCAAGGUGGUGGAGAUUGCACUGAAAGUGAGUCCAGUUCUGGCAUCUCACAUGUUCCAGGCUCUCCUGCCCGCUGUGUUCAGAGGAGUGAUAGAGGGAGAGAGGUACCCUGUGGUGAUGUCGACGUAUCUGGGUAUAAUUGGUCGCAUACUCCUGCAGAACUCCAGCUUCUUCUCUUCACUGCUCACCCAGAUGGCCAUGGAGUUCAACCAGGAGCCGGAGCAGCUGUUGGGGAACUUGAUGGAGAUGUGGGUGGACAGGAUGGACAACAUCACACAGCCUGAGAGGAGGAAACUGUCAUCUUUAGCUCUGCUCUCCUUAUUACCUUCAGAUAACACUGUUGUACAGGAGAAGUUCUGUGGGAUUGUUAAUAUCUGUGUCGAGUCUCUACACGAUGUGAUGACUGAAGAUCCGGAGACAGGGACCUUCAAAGACUGUAUGUUGGUGAGUGAAGCGGAGGAGCCGAAGUUCUCUGAUGAUGAAGAACCUCCCACUGAGCAGGACAAGAGGAGGAAACUGCUGGCUCUGGAGGACCCGGUACACACAGUGUCUCUGCAGCAGUGUGUGUAUGAGAAGCUGAAGCUGCAGCAGGGGAUGAUGGGAGAUCAGGGCUUCCAGGCUCUCAUGGAGACGGUGGACACGGAGAUCAUCCACCAGCUGCAGGAGUUCCUACACGGACUGUAACCAUAGCAACGGCAAACAAACAUCACAUCACAGUCGUCACACACACACACACCCACACACCCACACACACACACACACGUCACACACGUCACACACACGUCACAUGUAACCGUCGCUGCUCCAUGUUCCCUGCACGGUGCAUUACUGUGACUCGGACAGUGAGUUAUUUGCAGUGCAUUGUGGGAUUUUCUGCGCUAUGCAGUGAGUCACAUGUGACAGUAGUGUGCUUCCCCAGUAGUGCACUAGGUAGUGAAUAGGGGGCAGUGGAUUAGUGAUUAGCUUUAAUGACUUCAGGAAAGUUUAGAGUUUAGAACCAAAACUUUUUUCUUUCAAUAUUUCUUUUUUUUUUUUUUUUGAGAAAAGUUUCUUCAUUGUAUUUUUUUUACACAAUAAUUUUGCCAGAUGGAUAAAAAGACAUAAAAAUGUGAAACCUCCAUCUGAUUAAUGUUCAUAGAGAGCGAAAAUCAGAUAAAAAUAUAUUUAUUUUUAUAUUUUUAGUUUCUCUCUAUGAAGGUUAAUAAAAUUCUGCAUUAAAAUGUAAAAACAUCUUUUUUUUUUUAAUUGUUUACUUUGUCUUUAUUUGAAGUGACAAGUUAACAUUUAUUUAGAAUUAAAUUUAAUAAAAUCAUUUGAUUUUGCUUUAAUAUUAAUUUUUAAUUUUUGUGAUGUUCAGUGUUAAGAAUUUUUAAUUACACUUAAAUUCAGUGAUUUAAUUUUUAUUUUUUCAGUAAUUAUAUAUUCACACGGAGAUGCUAACGAUGCAUUAACGAGCUAAUUAUCGCUAAUUCACGCCAAGUUUAGCAAAAUUUCUAGCGUGUUAAUUAAACAUGCUAAUUAGUGCAGUGCAGAAUGUGUGUAAUUAGCAAGUUUGCUAAUGAUCUAGCGGAGUUAGCAGAUGUGUGUACAUGUGUAAUACCUGCUGUAAACAACAACAACAACACUUCAGCACAACAACAACAACAACAACACAUUAUUAUUUAAAAACACUGUUAAAAGAGUUCAGUAGAGAUUUAUAUCACUGAGGUCUGAGUGCGAAUAAUUUCAUUCACCUUACAGCUAAUAAUUCUUACACACACACACACACACACACACACACACACACACACACACUCUCUCACACUAACACACACACACACACACACUGGUGUUUUGUUCUACUGUACCCUAUUCCUUUGUAAGAAAUAAAAAUCGCUUCAAUAAAAUCGAUGUUAUUUACUGAAA
Molecule: messenger RNA, 4289 nt
Organism: Pangasianodon hypophthalmus (striped catfish)
Lineage: Eukaryota; Metazoa; Chordata; Actinopteri; Siluriformes; Pangasiidae
Gene: ipo11
Product: importin 11
Exons: 30
Coding region: 147-3068 (973 amino acids)
Biological process (GO): protein import into nucleus
Cellular component (GO): nuclear envelope; cytosol
Molecular function (GO): small GTPase binding
Source: RefSeq, a predicted model, not a curated record